AUGGAAGCAACAAUUUAUGAAGAUCAAAGCUUCUUGUUGCCAAAUAAAAAUUCCUACACACAAGACAAUGGUAGGCUAUGGUUAAAUUUAGCGAAUGAUUGCAAAACUCCCGGUAGACGAGAAGACUUUGAUAUUUCUGAUUUGUUGAGGUCUCCCGACCUAGGGAUUUCGUCGCCAGACCUCGAAAUGAUUGUGUGGCGAAAUUUCCCAGAGACUUGCUCGAUAAAAUUGGAAUCCCAUUCGCCUCCAGCACCACAACUUUUGGUUCCUCAGGAGCCGGAUUUUACGAACCAGCAAGUUACCGCGGAACAGGAAGUGUUUGCCAGGGGAUUUACCGACGCCUUGCAACGUCUGCGAGAAGAAAGAGAAAUAAGCCAAGCACGCAAAUCCAAAACACCUCCGGCAGAUGAAUCAAUCCAAGUGAUUGACGCCGACUCGAAAUGCACUUUCAUCUCUUACAGAUUUGAUUCAUUUCACCGCUUACCGUCUUUUCAAGAGACUUUUUUACCUGUUAGGUUGGCUGGUACAAUAAAAAAUAAAGAGGUGGACAGAUUUUCGCCUUGUGAACGGGAGCCGCUCGAAGGCUCAGAAAUUUCUGAAUGGUUUAAAGUGGAGACUUUGGAGGAAGGAUUCUCUGGGCAAAGACAAAGUUCUCUCAGAGAUGGUCUGUUUAAUCCGUCCAGCGAAGAAGAUUCAGAUGAACCUUCCUUUAAUUCUCCUUCAGCCCACAGUCCCGAUGCUGAGGAAUUUCGUUAUGAGGAUUUCGAAAACGAGAUUAAAGCUGCAGAGGAUAGGGAGCUGUUUCAUAAUGGCGUCCACGAGCAGGACAACGUUGGAACCGAAGGUGAAUGGACCUACGAGAAAGACAGCUUUAUUCAAAAUGCCCCAACACCAAAACAUUGGCUCGCAGUCCAUACGAAGCUCUAUAACAUGUCUGUAUUAAAACAGGAGGAAGACACCGUAGUAGAACAACCUCAAGCGGACGCAAACAUACCUGGCGAAAACAUCAAUGUGCAAGGGUUCAUUAAAAUGGAGCGAAGAAAGCAGAAGAAUCGUUUAGCGGCGUGGAAAUGCCGUCAGAAAAAACUUAUACGCGAAUCAAGGCUUGCGACAACCGUUGAAGAGCUUUAUGCGGAAAAUUCCAGACUAAUGGAAGAACUUGAGAAGUUAAGAAGAAAAAGACAACAAUUAGAGCAAAGUUUUAUUAAACAUGUGACUAGUGGAUGCGAGGAAGCCCACAUACAAUACACGGAGAGUUUUAACGUCGACAGUUAACACAAAUGUUUUUUCUCAACGAUUAUUUUUGACUGGGUGAGUACAUCUGAUGUUAACUAACCGCAGAAAUUUUCUUUGAAAACUACUUGUGUAUUUGCUCUACAAUAAUUCUUGCAGUCCGGCGUAGGCAAAUUGAUCACCACAGCAUGUUUUGACCCAGGUUUAGUGGCGAAGUUCCUCUGAAAAUGCCUGAUUAUGUUUUAUUCCAUUUGGUUAUUUCUACACAACUAUAGCUUACUUUGGGCGUCAAUUUCACUACCGAGUCCUUUUCCUUUCAAAUGACUUCCAUAUUCCUCUUGCCAUACAUCGUUUAAAAAAUAAAUCUUGUUCAGACAUUUUGACUCGCUAGGUAACCAAGUGUGAUAACAAUAUCGACCGUUUACGCAAUUUAGUGCCAAUGCAACACCUUAGGCGGGGAAAAAAAUGAUUGGCAAGGGAUUAAAUCUUCCAUGGAAGAACUUGUAAGUCAGACCAUCUUUUUUGAAAUUUCUAUUCACUUUUACCCCGCUCAUUUUGAGCCAAAGAGAUUUCUCUGCAAUUCACUGUCUCUAAGUUCGCUUUCAUUAAAAACGGCUGAUAAAAUUAUUCGUUAAUCCAUUUUUUAUUCCGUACUCGGCCCUCAUUAUACCGUUGUAACAAACUGGCAAUUUUUCGUCCGAAACACAAAUGAAAGCAUGGUCGGGUGUAGAACUUUUUUCCCCCAAACUGAGCACGCAUAAAGAGAUGCAGCAAAACCUCUGACCGUUGGACAGGUAUAAUUGUGUGCCACUAAGCUAAGAGAUUGUUGUCGGCAACACUGUGUAAUGAAAGGUGGCAGCAAAAAAUGAAAACCUUAAUGUGAACUAGUUACUAAAAAAUUUAAAACUUUCUUUGUCUUUCGAGUUUAAUAUUUUCGGCCCCCUAAAUCAAAACGAUAGCCGUCCUCAGGUCUGUGGUUCCUUCUCUAAAAUCCCGAUGAACGGUGGAGCCUUGUUCAUUCAAGCCUCUCAGCUAAUAUUUGGUAUUUGUAGUCGUGAAAAUCAGGAGAACUCUACUGUGCAAGUAAAUCAUUUGACUGAAGAUAUCGGCUUUCUGUGCAAUUACCACUAAAUACAGUCAAACCUCGUUAAUACGGGAACUGAGGGUGAAUUUAGUAAGGGCUUUCCUUCCCCAGGGGCGAAUCAAACUGUCUGUAAUUAUGAGGUGUCCGUAUUAAGCGGUCGUCCCUCAAAGUAGGGGCGGAUCUAGGGGGAGGGUGCAGGGGGUGCCCACCCCCCUGAGAUGACCUGCGGCAUUCUAAUAAAACUGGCAUUCUGUAUUAAAAUUUGUUUAUAUCACCAUUCAGUUACACCAUUCCUUAGUGGUGCACCCCAAAAAUCCCGGAUCCGCGGCCGCGCCCCCACCCCUUCCCACGGUAAAGCGGGAUUUGACUGUACAGUGUUUCUUUUCUUUCUUCACUUUCGAUCACACCCACCUGAAAUUCAGUCAUAGUAUCAUUUAUUUGCACUGUAAUGAGACGUCUGAUUGUUUUGAUGGGUUUUUCUUUUGAAAACGAUUAUAGCCCUAUUUGGGAUUUAAUGUCUUCAAGAGGUUUUUCCAUGUAGAGGAGAGCAUUUAUUUGUUCAUACCGGGAAGUAAAUGACUUCAGUAGGAGCUGUCUUAAAGAUAGUAUUCAAACCAUAAAAAAGAUUAAGGAUUUGUAACUUUUGGAAAUUGCACUUAUCUUAUCCAGCUAGUUUACAGGCACUCCACUCAAAAACAGUCAAUUCCCUCGAAGACGGACACCUGUGGGAUCCACCAGCACUCUGCGUUCAUCUUAUAGAAAGUCAACUUGAAGGAGUACAGAAAAUCAGGGAGCUACUAUAGGUGUCUGUCUUAUAGGGGUGUCCGUUAAAAUUAGAGUUGACUGUACUAAAGGCAGGCGUUGAGUGCCCAAAGUUUGCCUAAGAGCAAUUUUCAAGACUAGAUUGAACACAAGAAGCUGUCACUUCAAGUUAGCUUUAAAAACUCGAAACUUCGGCAGCCCACGCAUAAGUGCGGGAAAGCCCUGACAAGCCAGUCGCCCGAGUUUUAAUUUGACUAAUUAUAUAGUUCGCGCUAGUUUCGCGGGCGAGCAAGAUAAAGCGAAUGCCGUCUAAGUUGGCUAUCAUAUAGGGCAUGAUAUUGGCCCAACGUAUAGUAAAUCUUUAAAUGGUUAAGCUCGUUCGGUCCACUAGCUGGCUGGAUAUUAGCCUCGUUUUUUUGGCACAUUUAUGGACCUUGACUUCCUCUAUAAAAACGCCAGAACAGAACUUGGCAAAUAUCCAGCCACUUUUCAAUGAGGCAUAUUCGUUAAGAGAGUUGCACAAAGUUCUUAGCCCAUAAAAAAGAAGGUUGGGCGGAGGUAGCCAAAUUUCUUCAAUAAAAAUCAUGUCCACAUAAACAAAGAAGGAAAUAGUAAUGCUAAGACGGGGAUGACCAGAGAAAAAGAGAAACAGAUGAUACAUAUCGUAUGUGGCCCUAGUGGAAGAAUGCCCCUUACAACGAGAAAGCGAGGCAUAAGCUGUAAAUAACAAUGCGCAAUAGCGAUUCAAACUAUCGCGUUUCCAGGAUUAGGAAGAUUAAGCAAAGACGUUUUUAAUCGACGCUCGUCAACCUGACGUGGACUUUUUGUAUACUUCACCGGGCAGUGUUUUUGGUUAUAUUUUUUGGACAAACUGUCUCCAUAAGAGUAAAUACACUUAGCUAUAAAAAUUUGGUAGCGUCAUGUAUAUUUUAAAAAUGGGAAAAGGCCUCUCUUUCUCUUGACGUGCGUCUCUCAAAAACGCCUUUACAUGAGCUCCCCUAUCACACUCCUUCGCAGUAAACCAUGAGGCCUUUUAAAACUUUGUAGCACAGUAUACUGCGCAAUACCGGCCGCUUUCAGUCGCUUGGCACUUCUUCCAAGACAGGAUACUGAAAGGGACCUUACCUCAGACGAUCUUAAUGUAUUAAAUAGUUUAGCACAAACAGAAACAGCGAAGCUUCCUAAAGCAUAACUUUUGAAUGACAAAUGGUAUUAGAAAUACUACGCAGAAGGUUGUGGUUAGAUUUUUUAAAAAUAUUUUGAUAGUUACGACUUUAUUUAUAGCUUAAUGAGAAUAUUAAGCGACAACUAAUUAAAAAAACAGAUUUCCAUAUUUUGAAAUAAAAGAAAUUUUAAAAAACGAUGCUGGUCUCUAUUGCUUUGGCUAUCAGAAUUAACUGUGAAAUUCAUAAGUAUUUUAUAAGGCUUCAUGGUGGCUAAAUCGUCUCCUAAUUCAUCCUAUUACACGGACCACGCCGUGUAGCAAAACCCGGAAUAAUUAUCUGUUACAGAUGAAUAACAAUUCAUAUUCAACGUAAAUACGACAAUUAAUAUCUUGCCCCUUUAUCAGCACCUCUGUGGGUUUUCUUGUUAUUUGCUGAUCUCUUGAUAUGCUCGUGAUAUUUUCUAUGCUCCUGGUAAUCGAUCCUCACAAUUUUAGUAUCUAUGUUCACAACAACUGUAAAAAAUUUAAUACUUUGAAAAUCAAAUUUAGCCGAACCACUUUAACAGUAUUGACACUAAGCUUCGAGUUAGAUUCAAAUUCAGUAUACUCACAAUUGUCAUCGCCUGACGAUUUCAGUGUACCAUUAAGGCGUCCUUGAAUAUAUUGGACAAUUUGCUUGUCGAAGAUUCAAGGAGGAACAAUGAACUCUUAAUUCGAACUUUAUGUGUUAUUAACUGUUUUUGUUUGAAACUUCCCCGUAAUAUUUGUUAUAAAACUUGCGAUUCAGAUUUUUUUUCAAGUCCUCAUUUUGCUCCGGGACCUAAAUUUAUCGUCACAAAGCCAAGCGGUAAAUUUAUCAUGUGGUAUUUCUCAGUAACUGAGUUGAGAUAAAAUUUAGUUCGCCUCGGUAAAACAAACGUAAAAGCACGUACUAUGAUGUUGCAAAGGUAUUUCGAAAGAAAAAUUCCCUGAAAUUAGUUGGUUUUGAAUCACUUACUCUGCGGCUUUUACGUUAUUUAACUCUCUCAUCAGAUUUAGCUCUUAAAUUUAUGGCGUUAAGUUUUUUUGAUCCAAAAUAUCAAGGAACAUCUUUUAACGUUAAUCCAGUAUAAUAGUUCGUCGAUCGAAGUAUCAAUGUAUCCUAUUAACGACAAGAAUUUUCACUUGAAAAAGAAAAUCUGCGCUCGCAGUAUAUGUUUCGCCAACACCCGAUUGACGCACUUCAAUAAAGGUGGCUUUUCAUAUGAUGCAGUAAGAAUUAACAUCUCCGUGGUCAAAAACAAAAGAUUUAGCGAGAAACAAAGGAACUGGUUACACGGGCUGCUGCCUUGCGAAAACUGAAUACGAAUCCGAAGCAGUUAAGUCAAUACGACAACAGGCGCGUGUUCAACAAGUGUAGAAAUCUCUUUCAGAGUAUUUGAAUUCACGGUUGACGCUUUAUUGCGCUCUGGGGUCAGUAGAGGGCCAAAUAAGACUUAACGCCAUACCACUUCGCUGAGAUCAUUGCGAGCGUCUCGAAUCGCGCUGUCACUCAUGCGUACUAGGCAUCAACAAUCCCUCUGUGUUCUUUCUGACCACCCAUGAUUAAGUUUAUGAGUUUCUUGGACGAUCUUCAAAGCUUGGAAAAGUGAUCCUUAAAGAGGCACUGUUGGAGACGGAAACCGUCUAGGGUUGGGCGCUUUGCGAGGUAUGCCUUGAUUUCGCUUAGCGCGAGUUUGUUGGUUUGAUCUGCGAUUUUUUAGCAAAUGUUGGCUGGUACUUUAAGUACGUGAAGGAUUUAACUACCAGUAUCAAUAUUCCUUUAAAUCCAUUGGUUGUUUCAGUUUUUAAGCGAGGCCUAAGAUAAAAAGUCAUUUUCUUGCAUUAAUUCUCGACUCUUCAUCAAUUUAAAGUUCGUCUAGUACACCCUUUGAACAGUAUUUCACAGCCACGGCUCAAGUUUUGUCUAUAUCGUGUUGAGUUCUGUCAUUAAAAUGAGACGCCACUGAGACAGAACAAUGUAGACGAUCAAGCUUUUGUCAUAUUUAUAACAUAAACGAAAGUUGUUUUCAAAAAUAUUUUUUUCUCUAUAUUUAAAAUUGCUUUUAUCGCUUAGCAAAUAUCGAUUGUCUUUCGAUCACGUCACAUGUCAACAUAGGCAUCUUAGAGCGGGUACCUAAGAUUUGGCACUUCGGUCAUGUUCAAAUCUUAUCAUUUUUUUUACCCAAAUAAUUUUUUUACCAAGCCUUGUAUAGAACAAAGAAGCAUGAAAGCGUAGUGAUAAGAACACGUAUGCAUCCCUGAUAUACAGUAAUUACACUUGAGAAUGAAAUACGACUCAUUGUUUGCUCUUUGAACUAAUUCACUUUAGAAUUUAAGUUACCCUAAAAAAUCAUCUUGCAAAUCAUCAAAAACCAACAAUGGCCAGAGAAACUGUCUAUGCUAUAACCAAUAAUUAUUUUUUAAAAUUAAUUCUUGGAGGACUUCAACCAAAGGAUCAAAUGGUAGCACCUUUUUAUACAGUGUAGCAUAACCAGUUGAAAGUACUGCUCGGAGAUUCCCUGCAAUUGACAGGUCUCGCUUUGAUUCGUCUACACAGUGAAACCGAUGAAACAUUUUUCAUGGUUGAAUAAACAGCAGUCAUAGACAACUUAAUACUGUUAAUCUUCUUAAUACGGUGAUCCUGAGACCCAAUUUAAAUUUCACCGCUAUUUUCUUAAAGCUAGGACCGUCUCCCAAGCUCCAAACGAUUAGGGUAGAUCGGAGGUCAAAUACACAGGGGCGUCAAGACUUUUGUUUGUUUAUAAGUAGCGUGUAGACUGGAUUCUGUCUUUCUAGGUCUUUCUACACCGUUCCUCAGUGUGCAGUAUGUCUCUAAGAAAGCCUUGAAGUUUUUUCAAGAACAACGUGAGACACUCGGCAUUAUUUUCACAGGAAUUGUGUUGAGAAAAUAUCAUGGCUCCAAUUAAAAUCAUCUUCAUUUAUUGCGACAGGGAUGUGCCACUAACAGUGUACUUUUUACGUAAAAGUGUCAGCAAGAAGCAACUAAACUUCGCUGGUACUAUUAAAAUUUUGAAAAUGUUAAAAGACUGAUUCUCUCCGAACAUACCCACGAAAGUGAAAAAAAAUCUAGUGUGUUAUACAGAGGUUCAAUGAAGUAAAGCUAAAUCAUUUGAUAGAGGCAGUCGCUAACCAUUUGAAUGAAUUCAAACAAACCAGUGAACUUGAUAAAGAGAAUUGAAUUUCGAAAAUGUUAAAAUAUAACCAGACCGCUUCCCUCCAAAACCUUCCCACGACUGAAAAAGGUCUAGUGUCAGGAGUUAUGUAUGAGAGGUGUACUUUAACCUGAAGCUAGGCGUAGAGGCAUGUUUUCACGCUCGGCUUUGUUAAUCGUUUACCAUUUGAAUGAAUGCAAACAUGUUCCACCAAUCCAGUGAACCUGAUAAAGAGAACUGUAUGGUGAAUGCUUUUAACGACGGGUUCCUACGGGUCUCUUUGUCUUCCUGAAUAUGCUUGAAGCAUUCUACAAAUUUACCGACCCUUAUGAACUUGCUCCGUUUCAAUGUAAAAGUGUUCACUGAUUUGGCAGCACUUAGAUUCCAAGGCUCGCUUCCUUAGGACUUUAUACGCCUUUGGGUGGGACAAGUGUGCCAAGUCAACUCUCGGGAGUCAACUUAAUUCUCAAGUUAAAAGAAAACGUGUCUAAGUUCUCUUGCUUAAUCCUCGAGAAAACGCGUGGUAACCGUGGAAAUUUGGAGUACUCGUGCAGGCAAACAGUAAGUUAAACAUUAUAUUGCCAUUUCCAAGUUUUUAAAUUGGAUAUUUAGGUAAUUUAAAACAUCACCUCAAGGACUGGUCCUAUUUAGAUUUGGUACUGGAAUCUUUUCUGUGCUUAGUGGCCGUCUCAAGAUUAUGGCAAACAUUUCGCGGUUUCUGUUUUUCACUUUUCGUCUUUAGAAUGCAACUGUCAUUUCUUCACACAGUUUGCUCCUGUUUAGUCAGCCAGACGACAAAGGUUGGCCUAAAACGGGAACAGUUUUUCCAUAUUUGUGCUAUUUUAAGGCUGUCCAGUUACAAUCCAAACAUAACCGGAACUUAUGUCGUAGAGUGAGUAAAAUAAAGGGACGGAACAGUUGUAACUGAUUGGGUAUUAUGGUUUGUAGAGCACAUUUUGAGUGGCUAGCGAGUGAUCUGCCUACCCACAUAAAAAGAUAGCGUCCCGGCAGGUCAUAAGUGAUUUGUCAAGCUACUUGACCGUUUCCUUCCAAAGAACGUCCAAAAUAGUAGUCAUUAGAGCAGUGUCUCCAACUUCACUUUGUAGAAUAAUGAGAAACUAAUGGUACCAUGGAAACAUCAUUGACAAGGUAGCAUUCGUGAUGAUUCAUCUGUUCAUGAUAAAACUUUGUCACUGACCUUAAAGUAGUAGAAUUCUGGGCGUUGCUAGGGGUACCCUGGGAGCAGAGGCCCUUUGAUAGAAGGGCCUCUGCUCGAAGGGUAUGCUAGGGGCAGUUCUAGUGGUUGCCCUUUCAAUAAAUUUGCUUAAGUCAGUCUAAAGGUGGCAGUAACGACAAGCAAGAAAAAGUUAGAAUUAGACGCAAAAUUUUCUUCACUUCCUUCAGUUCAAACUGAUUGUCUCUCGAAACCCUCGAAACCGCAAUUCUAAGUACUUUCCUGAAGAGCUCAUCCCACCGGUUCCCAUAAAUCUUCCUUUUUUGGUUUUGAUCCGUUAAUGUUCCUUGAAAAUUUUUAUGGAGGUCGAUCCUUGUUUAAAGUGAUUAAAAUAUAAAAGCAAUGUGUAACUAAAGACUUCACGUAAACUUUUACCAGAAUGCUACUUUUCGUAUUUGCAGAGGGUCUGUAAAAAUUGUAAUUUUAAGGAGGCUUACACUCCUGCGGUCCUUCACUGAACACUAGUAUUUCACUCGAACUGUUUUUAAAGUGACUCUAUCAUAAAUAGUUUUAACUCGCCCCAUGAAAAGUGGGAGGUCACUUUAUACUACUGCAAACCUAAUAAAAAGAACAAAUCAAGAGCGUUAUAAAUCAUACCCUUCAAACAAAUUGACAUGUACUUGAAAAAAUCUUCAUUUGGUGACAUUAGGCUGUAUUUGUAUUCAUGGGAAAGUACAGUUUUAAGUGGUUAGUUUGCUAGUCUAUUCAUCUCUAACACCAAUUCUUGGUUGCUAAAACUGCGUGAUCAACAGCUCGUUCAAAUUUUAUAGUUUGGAGGUGUUCGACAAUAAAAAAUGGAUACUAGUUAAAAGAUAAAGAACGUAAAAGCAAAAGGACAUACACGCUACCAGUUAGUGAAAUGUUUACCACUGAGCAUCACUGAAUAUUUAUUGAUCACCUUUUCUUCAUUUCGGAGAAAAUCGUCAAGUUAUUUUGAUUAAAUGAACCAAUGUGACUUAUUUUCACGCCUGUGUGAACAUUUCCGCCCCGCUUUAAGGAGAGGUAAUCAACCGAAGAAAACUUUCAUUUAAAAACUAGCAAUUUACAAGAGGAGAUUGACUUAAACUAUGACCUUUUUCUACACAACAAAAAGAAACAAACAAAUAAAUUGAUAAAGGAGGCAUAAAAUGGAAGUUUAUUAGUUUGGGUUUCUUUGAUUUCUAUGAUUGAAAACGAGCAAGGGUUUUUGUGAUCGAUCCUCAUUUUUGAGAAAAUUAUAGUUUUGGUUCGGUAAAAAAGGCCAAAACUUACGGAGGAGAAGGUUCAUAGAAAUUUAUUUCGAACACUUUCUGAUUAUUUUUUUCUUUUCCUCGCUUUGCUCUGCUGUUUAGAUUUAUUCUGCGUUCUCCCACUACCAGAUAUCCUUUCCACUUUUCACUGCUGUCGUUUGCUUUUAUGCGUCCCGUCUUUACACCAGUCGACUUCGACGUCUCAGAAGUUAAAUGCAUCUUGACCAAUUUAACGUCUAAAAAGUUAUUAGCCGGUGAUUUAAACGGAGUUUAACCAGUGUUUAACAAAACUGCUUUCUAAGCCAUUUUCAGUUUGCUCAACUCUUUUAUCUAAACACUAUUUGUCGUAAAGAGUUUCAUGAAAGUAUAUGGCGUAGGCUUGAAAAGCAUUUCUCUUCUUAAAAUAACGUACUAAGGAAGAGGUCUGGAGGUCCAAAGAUUUCCUAAACCGCGGUCUAAGUAAGACCUCGUUUAAAUAACCGACCCUAAAGGUUUGAACCCAAGAGUCAUUUCAUAAGUAAGUUGAGCGUGAACGUAGUCCUAACAGUCCCAUUCAGGACUACGUUCACCCGGACGAUAAUGCUCAACCUACUUAUGAAGUUAACGUCUGUAGCCUAAAAACGGCCAAUAUGGUUCAGUACUUUACUUGAACUGGAAUCUGUUUAACUGCUAUAGGUGGAACUGUCCCUUCCCUCUUGAAACGAUGCCUAUGUAACCAUCACUCCCCGAAUAGAAUCCUUCCUGGCGAUGAGCCUGUAUGCCACCCUGCUGGUCCUCGCCGUCCUGGGACUGGCGCCAAGUUCCUGCGCAGGUAAGCAGCGUAUUCUACUUCACAGAGCCUCCCAUCCCUCUUAUCCUGUCGGCCCUUGGAAGGGAAUGAUGCACUCUGUGAACAAGAAUAGUUAUCAAUAGCUAUAACCACUUGAUAACUACCCAGAAUUGCUGUGCCUAGAUUUUGUUAGAUGUCAAAAUAGGGUAGUGAGUUCUUCUUCGAAUGGGGACGCUUAUCUAACUACAUCGAAACUGCCGAAAGAUUUGAUGGUCGAUUAUAUAGUGGUAGCCUACCAGAGAUUCCAGCUGUGGGCUUUGACUGGAAAAAACAUGUUAGGGUAAUUUCGAUAGGUCGUCACCCCGCAUGGGGAUUGGUUGUACGUAGAGCCUCCACUGUAUUCCCCAGAUCCUGGCUAGAGUAAUGUUUGAUUUACAUAAGGAAAUAUAUGGUGUCCAAAAAUACAUGAUUGAAUCUGACGAUUCAUAAAUUUAGAAAAGAAAUGGAGGGAAUGGGUGGGGGCGCUGUUUAUAAUUUAAGAUUUGGCUUGAGCAAAAGGGCACUUGCUGGGCGGGGUGCUUAUUUAAAUUUGGGACGAUUAUUAAUUCGGGUAUUCUGAUAAGUGACAUAAAUCUUGUCAGCUCAUUCCAACGCUUCAGGGCAGAAUGAGGAGCCAUUUAGUGGCGAAGGGUCCACAGUGGCAGAGGAGGACUGGAAUGGAAAUAGUGGUAAGUAGAGAGGACUUGUAUCUUUGAGCAUAUGAGUAGGCUAAACCGGUUCUAAAAUUCUCAUGUUCUCGAUGCCCAUUAUACAUGUCGACUUAUUGUUGCGCCUGGUAUGAUCAGUAACGCUAUCGGGAUUAAAAACUCCAAAUGAAGGCUUUCUAUUUAUCAUCAUCGUUUUGUUGAGAAAAUACAUUUGGCUGACAUACACGUCCUUGUAAUCCAAAUUUCGUUUAACUUCGCUCUCCUUAAAAUCGUUCAACAAAAGGAGCACGAAAUAUCUUGUUCUCUACCUACCUCCUUAUCAAUUAGAUUGAAAAAAGUUGGUUGCUACUAAAUUACAUUCUGUCUUUUUUUCUGCUGACGUAACUUUAUAGUUGAUGUUGUUGUUGAAAAAGGUUUGUUUAUUUUUAGCAUCAGGCGCAGGUGAAGAUGACCAACUUAACGGAUUUGAUUCUGGUUCGAGCUGGACCGACAAUGGGUAUAAUGGUGAAACCACACAUGAGUUUCCCAGAGUCUCAAGAAAUUAUUCCAACAAGAGAUCCGAGACUUCAGGCGACAAUGGAGACAAAAGCGGGUCAGGGGAGGAUGAUGGGUCGAAAUCAAACUUCCAUGGAAACGAAGACCACGGAAGUACUAACUCAAAGUUUGACUCCUCCCUGGAACUUUCAAAAGGUACUUCCAGUUCCAAAAAGAUUUAUUCGCCAUUUUAAUUUGUUUUUGGUGACUGGGUCGGUGUUGUGACGAAUUGUAUCAUGGCACUGUUAUGGGGGAGGAAUCUUGACCAGUUGCCAAGCAAGUUCAUAAUAGCCAAUGAAAGAAGUGAUAACGUCCCCGAAACAGUCACGUAAUGCAAUUCACAGGGACGGUGGAGCCGGGGAAGCUAGGGGGGCCUUAUCAUCCAAACAUACUCGGGUUCGCUGAAAAAAUAGAUGCCCGUCUUGUUUUUGAUUUGUGCGGACCUGGCUGCGCCCAGCCUGGUUUGGCCUGUGUCCUUCUACAUAUACGUCUUUCGCCUAGAAGAUAAGAUAAAGGAAGGUUUGAUUACAUAGUCUUUUUUGUCUUUUUAGUUGUUGAUGCCGUGGAUAUAUUGAAGAAACUAAAAAAAGGUAUGAAGAAAACAUUGCCUUAUGAAUAAUUCUUGGUUGAUUUAUGUGCAGAUCAUUGUUUUUUUGUCUAUCUGUCUGUUUGUUUAUUGGCUGGUUGGUUGGUUGGUUGGUUUAUCAGGUUCGCUGGCGUUUGAUGGAAAGAAAACUUUUUCAAAUAAAGGCCUUUACAGAGAAAGUUAAACUGUCUUUCUCUUGGGUAGCUCUGUUUCCCUUAGGUGCUGAAGAAAUCCUUCUUAUAGCGUCUUGUCUAUAGUCCCUGACAGUUUAUAAUCCCUGACAAUUAAGCCUUUAAAUUGAAAAGCUAGGGCUAAUACGCAACAGUCUUUACGUGAGAGCAACAUUUUCUCCUUUAAUCUUUUUUAUUGAUUCGUUCCCACAUGUCUAAGCAGUAAUCUAAGGGGGGAGGGGGGGGCUUUUUGAAUGUACCCUAUUUAAUCGACUUUAAAUCAGUAUAUUUUUUGAAAAAAUGAAAGAAGUUUGUCGCUUUUUUCAGCAAAAUCAGACGAAGAGUUGGUUAAAAAGCUUAAGACAGGUAAGAUACUCUCAUCUUAAAAUGAGCCUAGUUUUUCUCUCUGCAAUUCUAUGCCUUAUUGCCUGCAUAUGACGUCACUGGUAAAGCAAAAAUCAAGUUAUAAAGCGUUUAUUUCUCUUUUUUAUAACGUAGGACCUGAAACACUAGGCGUUGCUUUCAAAACGUUUGAACAACUAAGCGGCCUUUGGAUUUCCGUUAUGCAUAGAAUAUGGAGAGUUUGGAAAGCAAAAGGUACGUUGGGUUUUCGUCACGUUUAUCAACUUUAAGUGGAAGCAAUUACUUAGCUUAUCCCCAGGUGAAUACCUUAAAAACACUUCAAAACCAAUCAGAACGUUUCAAAUACUUUACCAGACUAUUAUGCAGGCAAUAAUGUUCAGAAAUGCUGGGAAUAUUGACCGUGAGGGUUAAGUUCACAACAAACAUGUUGUAUUGUACAUGAACGUUUGAAUUUUUGAUUCGUUAAAAUAAUUUCGUUUUGAUGUGAGGCGUUUUCAAAAGAAAAGAAGCUCAUUAUAGUUCGAGAAAUACAGAAAGAUACUUACGUUAACUAACAGUAACUGUUUUAUCGUCCUGGAAUUUUUUCUCUACAAUUUUACAAAAACCCACUUAAUACAACAAAAGAGACGUCUCGACAGUUUGGCAGCGAUGAUUUAAACGUGGCAUCUGUUUACCGUUUUUUUUUCUUGCACAGGUGCCAAAGUAGUGAUGCACUCAAUAGUAGAUAACUUGAUGAACAACACAGGUAGAACAAUAAAACGAAAGGUAGAAGAUUUUCUCAGCAAUAAUACAGGUAAGUCAAAACAACUUUCUUAACCCCAUAACUCCCAAGGUCCGUUUAGAAAUUCUCGUUUCUGGCUGCUGUACGCUUUCAUGGUCACUAGUUAAGAGAAUUUCGGGUUAUAUGAAGAUAAAAUUCUCUCGCUGUUUGAUGCAUUCGGCUAUUCUCAUCAUAUGUCUGCUGAACAAUGCAUAUAUUUAAGGAAAAUCUACAUGACAAUCCCUUCUGGAGAUAAAGGGUUAAGUUGAGAAAAAACCACUUUACCUACCUGGAUAUAAAAUCUAUCUGCCCCGGUGGGUACUUAACAAAGUUUUGUUCGGGGAGACUCCGCCCCAAGGUCCAGCCCCUUAGCCUUUUAUAUAACAUGUUUGACACCCUUAGUAUACCUAUACCUGUAGUAUACCUUCUAUUGACUAAUGGCACCCCUUUCCCAGUCGUUUGUACCCCUUUUUUAACUGCUGUAGAUGCACUGUAUUUAACAUAUAAAUAAAUCACAAAACCUGACCGCUUUUUCGACUUUAUCACAGCCAUAAAUUUCACGUGUUAGUCCCUUUUGGGACUUUUUACAAACCGAAAUGACAGAUUUCCCUAUCCUUUCAUAUUGUUCAACCACUGUAUUACCUACCUGUCCAUAUACCUGAAGCCUGAAAAGGUACCCCCUUUCGGCACCAGCAUCCCCGAAUAGGCCAUAAUAGGGACAUGGUUUCCACCUUCUAGAUUGUAGUCUUCCUUUUAGCAACAUAAAUUAACUUUGCGCCAUUGUCACUGAAUUAUGAAUUGAGAAAGUGAAUUAUGUUUUAUGUUACUCCUCAGUACGCCUUAUGGGACUUUACCCAAUAUGGUAACAUAUAAUUUAUAUUUUUAGGUAUCCCACAGGAAAAAGUGAGCAUUAAUUUUAUUAAAACCAUUCCCAAGGAGGAACAACCAUGGCCUUCUAACAAACGUGAGUUUUACUUUUCGCCUCGUCUGGCAAUCUUCAUCUCCAAAAACAGCGCAUUUCGGUUAUAAAAGGAUGAAAUUUUGUCCAAAGCUUGACAAGGCAAAUGGCUACCGAAGGGGUUAAGCCCCCCAGCCACCUCCGACUGCACUUGUUAACUUUAUACUUAUUGGUCCCAGCAGGACGAGUAUCUCGCACAGGAAAAAAAAUUCUGUAACCAAUCACAAUAAAGAGCAAAAUAUAAUUUCAUUUACUUCAGGUUGAAAUGAUGAGUCUUAUGAUAAUUUUCUCAAAUCUAAUUGCCCAAAUUAAAUAGCGUUUACAUAGGUGUGCGUUGUGGCAGUCGUGCGAUACAGCAAUUCUAGAGGUUACGAUGGGUAUAACACUACCAUUUUGCGGUUAAUACUUCACAAUGCUUGCGUUUGGGCUUUUUUCUAUCGCAUACUAUAGAAAAGAGUCAUUUAUUUACAAUUUUUUUCGUACGUUUUCAGAUGAAAAAGCUACGACCGAGAAGGUAAAGGUGUCGUUUAAGAGAAAAAGUGCAAACACUUCAUCUACGAGCAACACGUCGAGCGGCGCAAACACGGCUGAAAUUGAUAGGGGUGAAAAUAGUUCUAAAACUUUUAAUGGAAGCUCUUAUCACAUGUCCAACGUCGGAUCGAGAACUAAAUGGGGGAAACGAUAUCCUCUAGAAAUGCAAAAGCCUCUGGAGUCUAGAUAUCACAAGAACAUCAAAAAUGUCUCCUCUGGCAACUUUGAAAACCAAGUGGGAAGGAACCGUGAAACAGGAAGGAGAGUGAAGGUCAUGGGUGCUACAGAAGCAGCGGGGAAUGUCUCACAAAUUAGUGAAAAGAGUCAUAUACAGGGAAAACAAGCUGAUAGUCCGAGAACCGUAAACGACAAACAAAAGUUGCAUAAUAACAGCUUUAUAUCGCAAAACCCAGAUACCCAAGGAAAGGAAACAUCACAUGUUAAACAUACCGACACAAUUAAAGGACAUGAUUCUAAAGAAACUCGCAAUAGUGACACAAACAAUUCGCCAGCGAAAAUGACUGCAACUCUUGGAAAAAUAGAGAUGGAGGAAGCAAAACCGACAAAAAACCCAACCAAGAAAUCAAGUGUGUCGGAAAAAGUGAAAAUUAACUUUUUGAUAAAAGGUGAAGCGUCACAGUUAGACCAAAAUAACAGAGACAUUUUUCAGACCAAUACUACUAGAACAGAGAAGAGGCCUCCAUUAUUUGUGCAAAAUGAAACGAAGCCAUUAACUGACUCCAAAGGAAAGUCAGCAGAACUAUCAAAAUCAUUGUAUUUGACUAGAAAUGACAGUGGAGUAGUACGAAAUGGCUCAGACAGUGAUACUGGCCCUCUAUUUGCUGAAAAGCGCUUUGAUAACAAAACUUUAGAGAACAUAACACCUUCCCCUACAAAUUCCAGUUCUCUAUUGGAUGCUUCAAAAAUACAAACAAAUGUUCUUAAAUUGUUUGCACAAAACAAAUCGAAAUCAAAACCUGAUUCUACAGGAAGUGCAGCCGAAUUGUCGAAACCAUCACAUUUGACUACAAAUAUUAGCAGAGAAAAAAAUCCACUGGACAAGGUAGCUUUGAGCUUUCAUGAUAAUGCUAUUGGAAAUAGAUCAGAAAGUGAUAUUGACACUCCUAGGGUCAAAGAGCACAUUGGAAACAGAACUUUGGAGAACUUUGCUCCUAACCCGGCCAAGGCUGAGAAUAUAUUUACAGGGACGUAUAGAACAAAGGAUACACAACAAUCAAAUUCUUCUUUCAAUGAAGCAAGGACAACUACCAGUAGUAAUACCAGUCUUGCAGAUAACUUCGAUAGGAACAAUAAGAUUGAAUCCUAUGCUACAAGAAACGUCAGUAAUGUCCCCAGUGAAGGAGAUUCAAAUAAAAAGCAAGCUGGUGGUUCUCGUAACACAAUGAAUAUACAUGAUAAAAUGAAAAAUAAAGUUCUUGGAAAUUCAACAAAUAUGUUGGAUAAAGGUGUGGUAAAUGCUAAGUCAAAAUUCGAGCAAAAAGGAAAAGUCCUGGAUAAUCGAAUGAACUUAACAGUUGACUCUUCAAACGCAGAACUACAAAAUGAGGAGGAGGAUGUUUUAUCAAAGAAAAGGACUCCCAACGUAGCUCAAGAAGACUUCAUGAAAGUCUCGGAUAAUGGAAGAAACGUAACUGAUUCAAACACAAUACCACAAAACGAUAAGGUGGAUGUUACAACAGAGGAAAGGUCACAGAAGGGGUUUCAAGAGGACGCCCCAAAGGCGAAACACUUAAAUCGUUCUCAAACAGUGACUGGUAAAGCUAAUAGUGCUUUAGUUCUUCAUACACAGGAACAUAAGGAAAAUCAUAGUUCACAGCGAGUCAAAGAGGAUAAUCAAGAAAAACUAAGAAAUGGUAUGAAUAUGAUAGAUUUUUAUUUAUUUAGGCUUAUGUAAGGCUCCCCGUAUCUUCUAAACCCUAAAUGAAAAUGUAACUCCAACAGGGAAUAAUAUCGAUAAUUAUGGGACAAAAAGAAAAAUAAUAUAUAUGAUCCUAGUUUAGAUACAUGUCCUCGCUUGACUUGUUUGAGGAUUCUUUUAAAGGCUACCAAGGAAGUGGCACUUAUAUAAUGCUUAUUUCUUUACUUCAGACAUACAAGAAUCCCAGAAAACAAAGACUUCCUCAGUUACAAGAAGUGCCCUUGACGUUCCUUCAAGGAAUUUAACGGCGAGGAGCAAAAGUUCUUCAGUUCGUAACUCUUUGUCAACUGAUGUUGAAGUCGAUGGAGAAAAGGGUUCUCAUUCUUCCAAAAGUGGUGAUCCAUUUGAGCACGCACUCAAAAGCACAAAAAGGGAUAAGAAAACGUCCCCCGCUGAUUCAAGUAGAAAUAGUAAGACUAAUUCAGGGGUUGAAAAAGAGACCAAGAAUGACAAAGUGGCAGAAAGAAAGGAAACUCAUACUCAAGAAAUUGAUGCUAAGCGAGUGCCAGGACUUAUAGGGAGUAAUACGCAACUUGAUAAAGAACAUGACACAGUGCAUGAUUCAGGAAGUGGAUAUGAUAUGCCACAUGGAGUAAGUGCCACAACAGAGAAACCAGAAAAUCCCACCGCUAACGAUCAAGGUAGUGCCUUGACUAAAGACAAAGCCAAGAAUAAGCUCCAAGGCUCUAAAAGCAUCGUGCGUUUUGAUCCAACAAAAACUUUGGCGUCUAAAAAAGAACGUCACAUGACACGUCAGUCAAAAGGCGUUAAAAAAAGAGAAAGAAAAAGUGGAAUACCAUAUGGUGAAAUCGUCGCAAUUCACAAUUCUCAAAGUCGCAAAAUAAAUGAUCAGGAAAGAACCGUGACUAGAAAAAACAAACUAGGGACAAUUCAGAGAAAGGUGAGUAGCCUGGAGAAAGAUCCCGAGGAAGGUCUGCUGACAGAUAAGAAACAUGGCGAGGUGACACAUCAGUCAAAAGAGGUUUUGACUGCUAGUCCACCACAGAAAGCACAGAAUGAACCGGAGAGGAUUUCCCCUAAAGCAGAAAAGUUAGUUAAGACAAAUAAUGGACUUUUAUCUCAAGGUAAAUCUAACAAGCUGGCAAUUCAAAUUAAGGUGACAUCCAGAAUACCAGACAAAAAAUCAAGCCCCGAUAGCAAUGAUGAAUCCAGACGCCACAGCACUGAACAUUCAAGUGAAGGUAUUUAAGUCCUCUUUUGCUUUUGACUAUUGUUUGUUUUUAGGGUACUUUACAGGAAAUAUAAAUGAGGGUGACGAAACUGAAUGCAGGAAAUGGUACUAAUUGCAGCUUGAAAUUUCAGAACAAUUAGGCAGGACUUUGUAACUGGUUUUCAGGCCCUGCCUACUAAAUCUUCUUUAUUCACGUUGAAUUUACUAGAUGUGUAUUAUAUUUGUCACAACAUUCCAAAGAUGGCCUUGCUCUAUCGUGUGCCUCGCACACCAUGAUUCAAGACACCCUUUGCAGUUUUACAGGCGUGAGAAGAAAACUUGAAUUAUUUAGAAAGUGGGAAACAAAAACCCGCUUUCGAAAAGGUUUUCUUCCUUAUACAACAUGACAAUACUUAGUGGAAAUUCCGUUUUUAACAUUGGUUUAGGCUCUACGUUUUGACGCAAACUUUUGCUAGAGGAAACGUUACUACGUGCUUUCCUUUAGUGUGCUUCAUUUUCUACUCAAGUGGCUUAAAUCCUGGAUCCAGUGGGUAUAAAAAAUAGUUUUUUGGCUAUCAUUUUGUCCAAAAAUGGAACUGGAUCGAAAUUUGGCACACAUAAAGAACUCAUCGUCCUUAACAUAAAAAGUAUUACUAUUGUGUUGCUAAGUCACGUGAUAUGUCACGUCGCCAUUUUCCUGAGACGGGUUUUGGAGCAUGGAAGCAAGUACUAAGAAGAACAUUUUUCUAAUUCAUAUUAGGUAUUUCGAACACUUCACGUUUGGAAUGAGUGUCUACUGCAAAUCAAUAAAAUUUUAUGAGAGAAAACAUCAUUUUAAGUACCCCAGUGUAGUCUUAAAUCAUUCAAAACCUUAAUUUUAGAUCCCAAAAGUAGAAAAUAAAGUAUGUUUAUCCACUAUAUUUAUCCAAAUAGGGCAUUUUCGCCACCAAUUUCCUUUUUUAAAUUUUUGACCACGUCACAUGCCAUGUGACAAUCAUUAUACCACAACGUUGUUUUUCCAACAUUUCGUCAAUGUCAAAAAGCAUUUAAAAACAAAACUGCCUCUCUUUGUGUUUUCAGACAUUGAAAGAAAGGAAAGCCUAAAUGAGACAAAAAAGGAAGUCGGUGUGUCAUCGACAGAAACAAAGCCUCAAAACCAAACACAUGAGGAUAAAGCACAUCCAAAAUCUCAACAAGGUAAAAGCUUUGAAAUAUUGUAGUAAAAGGCACGAUAAGUAUAUUUACUGUUAACCAUAUAUUCUGGUUUUAAACAAAAAGUCGAAAAAAUAAGAAACGUGUUAUCGAAAGGGUGAAUCCUAUUUCUUUUAUAUCUCUGGGUGAUAAACAAAGAUUAAAGAAUUAUUAGAGGGGACCACAAAGGAUAUGUUUCAUCUUUUUCAUAUAAUCGACACUUUUUUGUUAAUUUCUGCUGACAGUUGAUGUGCUAACCUCUCGAACUCCUCCCACGUCACUUCUGACAACAUCAAACGAUGACAACGCUUACAGCAUCAAGGAGAUAGUGCAAGGUAAUUCUGAAAAAUUUCUUUACAAAUAAAAGUAAUAGUGAGCACAAAAUUUGCUCAAGGGGGGGGUUGCCAUAAGUAGGUGAAAUAUAUUGUGGAUGUGAAAGUGACCAUUCACCAUUCAGGAAGCCAGAGAGGAUAAUCAAAAAAAACUAAGACAUGGUAUGACUAUUAUAGAUGUUUAUUCCUUUAGGCUUAUGUAAGGCUCCCCGGAUCUUCUAAACCCUAAGUGAAAAUGUAACUCCAACAGGGAACAAUAUCGAUUAGACAAAAAGAAAAAUAAUAUUAUAUGAUCCUGGUUUAGGCACAUGUCCUUGCCAUAAGUAGGUAGAAACAGUAUGGUGAGUGUAUCUCGAAAGUGACCAUUCAACCGCCCCUUGUAAGGGAACAGACAUUCCCGAAUUCCGGAAAUUUUUGCCCGUGGAAUCCGAAAUCCCGGGAUUUGGAAUCCGGAAUCCACGGCGUGGAAUCCAUAAUUCAAUACUAUCUUGGAUUCCCUUUCGUUGAGCAAAUUCAGACAAAAGUUACACCUGUAAGUUCUCUCUAGUUCUUUAUUCUGCGAGCAGAGACCACAUUUUAGCAGUGCGAACUAGCUAUUUUUUGCUCACCGGUUCAAAUCGCGAAAAUUUAAUCUCUGUUCUCUUGGUGCCAGUAGUCCUGUUUGCCAUACUGAAGUUUAAGGAUGAAUUGGAGCAAAUGAGCAGUUCUUGGGGGUGGACGUGUUUCUCUGACCUCCAACUCCGGUUUCGACCUAGUGAACGUGUUUUUCCUUUAUUUGCCCUUCAGUUGUUUUGUCCCGUUUCCUUUUUUUUAAUUUUUCGUCUAUUUGUGCCUGAUUUUUGCCAUUUUAUCAUCCCCUUUGCUCGAGGAGAAAUCUUGUUUAAACAGUCUUUGAAAAAGGCUAUUUUCAGUUCAUAUUAAGUUCUUUCUUUUCCAAUAUUUUCUCCAGUUCUUAAAUUUUUCAGUGAUUCAGGUCUGUUCAUGUGCCUUUUAUAAAAUUUUAUUUUAUUUUUUGUUUGUUUGUUUGUCAUUUUUUAACACUGUUUUCUACUUCUGACUUCAAUAAAAAAAACCUCUUUAAUACUCUUAAUUAAUCUAUAAUGCCUCCUAGCUAGAUAAGCUUUUUAGCUAUUUUCUAAAGGUGGCUUGUAACUUACAUAAGUAGUAUUGUCUUUUCUUAAAGGUCUUUUUCUCUGUUUGUGGUAUAAAUAAGAAUUCUUGUCUUGUCUAAAUACCUGUCUUGAAUGCCAUGUCGGCUUCUGUCUUUUUAGGGCCCAAAGGGCCAAGCCUUAUUUCUGUACACUCGGAUAAUAGGAGAAUUCAUGGCUUGGAGAAAAAAGUCGUGCGGCUUGAAGACAAGGUUACUGUUCUAGAGACGGCGAUGGCAGGAUUGGCAAGAAGAAUUCUGGAUGUUGAGCAGAAUACAGGUCUGAAUUACAGAAGAGUUUUCUUUCAUUUCCUUCAUAUUUUAAUUCCAUUUUUUAACCUUAGUGAAGGGUUCAUGUUGUCUAGUAACUGUUUGUUAAUUUUCUUUGGCUCGUACUUGUUUGUUUACUGGGAUAUACUGGGUGAGAGGAUCUAUAAAAAACAAAUCUUUUCAGCGUCUAAAUUUUUAUCAACCUGUCAGGAGCCAUCUCAUGCAAAGUGUAUUACCAGCCAUCAUUGCAUGCAAGACAAAGUGCAUCACUGAAGCACACAGUCCUCGGUGUGGACAGUACCUUGUGCAUGCGUACAGCCAUAUUAACCUGCGCAACUGCCUGAGGCACUGGCCAGGCCGUGGCUUGAUGUAUGUGUGCCCCUUUUUUUUGAGUUUGUGAAUAUUGCAUAGUUUAACUUUUGAACAUAACCAGAUUGGCUAUAAGUGAAUCCGUGUUCAUUUCUUAUCCUUGGUUAUUGUUAUUGUAAUGAAUCUGUCACUUCCGGUUUUAGAUCAUCCCAUACCAACAACUCCAACCCUUGUUCCUCCCUCAAAUGUGGUCAAGCUUCAACAUAAACAUCCAAUAAACAAUCAGCAACAAACAACUGUUUACAUAACAAAAGAAGUGAGUGCACCACCACAAACAGUCGCGCCUCAGAAUGGCCCUCAGAAGAUUGUCAUACCAAUUUCCUCACUGCGUUCCGCAGAAGGGAGGGGUGUAAGCACCUAUCCAGCGUCCAUACAGGAAAUUGACGAUAAUAAAGAGAUGGAAGGUGAGGUUACAAUAACACACCGUCAACGAUCACGUGCUCACGAUGCAUCAAAUUUUACUAUGGGAUUGUUUUGGGUCAAACUUUAAACUAGACUCUUUCGCAAUGAAAGAAGUAAUACCGUCCUCAAAAUAGUCCCAUGGUGCAAUAGGCCUUUUGCAACAGUUGGUCACAUGAUCAACUUUCAUUAAACACGAAAACAGUUCACUUUUGGGAAUUUUGUUAGCAGGAACUGAAAGAGCAUGUGAAAAUUAGGUGACCUGUUAAUUUUCAGCCUUAUAUCCAAAAAGUAGAGAUGUGUGCAACGGCCGCCGAAACGUAAAAGGAUUUGUAUGAGAAAGACAACUCUUGCCACCCAGCCACUGUUAAGUGGUCCUUGUAAAGAGUUCAAAUUUUCUGUUAUGAAAAAAGAAAAUUUUGGCUCCGUUAUGCUUAAGGAAAUAUUUUACUACAUUUUGAAAGUUUCGAAAUUUACAAGGAUUUGUAUGGAAUGCAACAAAAGCCCAUAUCCCCCCUUGUAGUUGUAUUAGAAAAACAAAUGGUUAUUAAAAAAUCCCAUUUCAGACGAUAUCCGCUCAGAAAAGAGGUUAGAGGACAGUACACAUGUGACUGUACCACUUGCUCCAUCAGCUUCACCCAGCUCUCAGGCUCAGGCAAUAGUGAGACCUGUUGUGAACAUUAUCGUUCCAAACAAUCGAGCAGACGAGCUGUCAACAGAAGGUCAGUAUAACAUGUUAACCAGGGGCGAAGCUAUCUGUAUGCCGAUACGCACGUACGUAUCUGAAAAAAUGUCUAAGACAAAUAGAAAAUAGUGGAACAAAACAAAGUGCAGAAGGUAAAAACGAAGAGAGGAACAACGGUGCAAGGAACGAAAAUAUAAUAGUCGUCCGCGGGAAGACGAUUAGGCAGACAGUGCGUAAGUAGUAUAGAACACACCAAAUUAACCCCUUUUUUGCGGGGGAUAUCAUUAUCUUACGGGAAACACGUUACUGCCGAUGACGACAUAACUUUUUUCCUUUAUCUCAUGGAUGAAAUGUGGUGGAUUCUCCUCAUCUCCCAUUUUGUCUAUUUCUAAUACAAUAGAAACAAACGACCUGCCUGGGCUUAUACCCGAACCGGAGGUAAGAGUGUGAAUUAUUUUAAGGAAGGAACCGGCGCUAACUUUAAAAAUCACUAAGUCGUAACGUAAUUAUCCAAGUUCUAGUUCCUGCCGCUUUCAUUGCACAACAAAUUGUUCGAGUUCAGGUUCCCUGAUUCCUGGCGGUCAUUCCUUCCAAGGAAUAAUUCAUAGACUUCAUACUCUAACUUUCGGUUCGGGUAUAAGCCUAGGGAGGUCGUUUGUUCUAUAGAGCGUUUUCACAUGACGUCAAGGCGGCCAAAUUGGUGUUCCAAAACAGUAAAACUGCGGCCAUAUUGGUGUACCAAGACAAUCCUCUGGGAGUUUAACUCUUUUCUCAUGUAAAUUGCCUUCUUUUGUUCCAAUAAAUUAGUAUAGAUGCUGGCCGCGUGAGUGAAAACGCUCUAUUGUAUUAGAAAUACACAAUAGGGAAGAUAGUGAGAAUCCACUGCAUUUUAUUCAUGAGAAAAAAAGGUUAUGACGUCAUCGGUGGUAAUGUAUUCCCCCACAAGACAAUGAAAUUCCCUCGUAAAAAAGGGCAAAACUCGGUGCAUCCUAUACUACUUGCAUACCUCUGGAAAAUUCUAGCUACGCUACUGUCAGGGGUACCCAACUACCGAACGUUAACUACGUCAGAAGUGUAUUUUCAGUGAAAAUGUGAAAAACAAAAUCUCCGAUAAUAGUACGUAAGUUUCUGUCGUAGGAAAACUCCGAAUAUCUUUUCAUGAACGAAUGGAACAGUUUUUCAGAAAUGUUUUAGGCUUUUCUCGAGCGUAGAAUUUUCUACGCAAUAUUUGCUCCGACGAAAAUUUAUCUUACAGAAAAAAAUUGUUGGGUGCCCUUUUGCAGUCACAAUCUUGGGUAAAAGAGAAUUCUUGUUUUUUUCAAGAGUAGUUAGGAUCGUCAUUAUUUGCAAACCAAAACAUACGACUCAGGAAAUUUUGUUUUGCAGCUACUUGUCUACCAAGAUGUCAAAAUGGUGGAAGGUGUCUGGAGGGAAAAACCUGUAGAUGCCCAACCUUUUUCUCGGGAGUUCAUUGUGAAAAGUUCUCUCUUAAAGACCUUCUGGAAAGCCCUAAACUUCGAGAAAGGACCAAUAGAAAGCUCAGAAGAGUGGUGUUAUCGGAAUUACCAGAUCAACAGGAUCUGGAUGGGACUGUUAGCUUGGAUUCAGGAUCCCCUGCAGUAGAAUACAGGAAUUUUGAUCAGAUUGAAGAACCUGAUAAAGUCCUUAUUGCUCAGCAAAAGCCUAUUGAUUUGACGCCUCCAAGAAACAGUGCAGAUGCCCAGGGUGUAACCAGAAGAAGACAAUUCAUUCUCGAGAUCUGA
Molecule: messenger RNA, 24545 nt
Organism: Porites lobata
Lineage: Eukaryota; Metazoa; Cnidaria; Anthozoa; Scleractinia; Poritidae
Source: the annotation of a GenBank genome assembly